Anopheles arabiensis is the source of this 805-nucleotide messenger RNA. RefSeq names its product C-type lectin 37Db-like. Gene Ontology annotation, cellular component: external side of plasma membrane. Gene Ontology annotation, biological process: biological process involved in interspecies interaction between organisms. Lineage: Eukaryota; Metazoa; Arthropoda; Insecta; Diptera; Culicidae. Bases 74 to 580 code for a protein of 168 amino acids. The transcript is spliced from 2 exons. The record is from RefSeq and is a predicted model, not a curated record. Gene Ontology annotation, molecular function: carbohydrate binding.
CGAAUUGGCAUUAGAAUCGUUUGCAACGCGAUCGUGUGUGGACAGACUGUAGUUGAACGUGAACGUGAGCACCAUGGAAACGAAACGCUUGGCCAACGCUUGGGUGGCGAUUCUGCUCAGCUUCCUGGCAGUUGGGUUGAUCAGCACACAUCAAGACGUUGAUACGUCCGAGUUAUGCCUCGGGAAGUACUACUUCGGCAACACAUUUAAGAUCAACUGGUAUAAGGCGACAGAUUACUGUAGAUCCCGCGGCAUGUUUCUGGUGUCGAUCAACAAUCAUGCACAGCUGAACGAUGUGAUCAGGUGCAUCCAGAAGAGCGGACACCUGAACCUGAACAACGACCUGGACAUGUGGACGUCCGGUAACGAUCUCGGGGAGGAAGGGCAGUUCUUCUUCUCUUCGACCGGCGAACGGGUGACGUUCAAUCGGUGGGACAAAGGUGAACCGAACAAUGCGAGGCACGGAAUGUGCUUAUACGAGAAUUGUGUCACGCUGCACUUCAAAUUGCAUUCCGUCAACUACACUUUGGGCGAUAGGCCUUGCGGGAAGGAAAAAUUCUUCAUGUGUGAAACGUUGUAGGAUUAGUGUUGUAUUUGAGAGCUAAUCUUUGCUAAAAAGUACACUUGAAUGAGCUCCGCUGAACUUCUUCCAUUGAUAUGAUUUUACGCCAUGUGUACUGUAUGAUGUUGCUCAACCUAACAUCCAUUCAUAUGGCUACUAUGAUGUACACCAAUUAGGAAUGGCGUGGUUAUGUGUUUUAAGUGCACUAAUAAGAGAGCGGUGCGGUUUAUUUCAUCCAUAAAA